CUCCGUGACGACUCUGACGUCAUCAUUUCGUUCCAGCCAUUCUUUCUGAUGAAGAGGCAGGCAGAGGGAACAUGGCUGCCGAGCACACACAGAACCCCGACAGAGUGCCGAAUGACCCGUUAAUUAACUCUAGAGAUGUAAAGAAUGAUGCCGAAUCUGGCGUUUCUUUAAGAGAACAUGAUGUUAGUGCAAAGGAUUUCGAUAACAAUGCCGAAGCGAAAGAAAAUGUGCAAACAGAUGUUGAUUCAGGGUUAGUAAGUCAUGCAGAAUCCAGCACAAGUCUCGUUGAUUUGGAGUCCACCGUUUCUACAACAGAGACGAAGAAACCCUCCGUUGUUUCCUCAAGCCUUCAGCUCCAAAUGGAAUGGUCUGACACGGAGGAAGAUUCGGGGCAACCCAUACUAAACGACUGUGGGGGAAAUGCCCUUGAAGCUGAUGGAGCAGAUGAUGUUACACCUGAGCCAAGGAAGGAGACUGUAGCACUUUCAUCCGGAGCUGAAACAACAUUGAAACGGAAAGUAGAACCACCUCAGCUGCAGGAUGAUCAGGCUGCAUCAGAGGAAGUCAGCAAAGAAUUGCAUGCUGAGGAACCAGUGGCAUUAGAGAAGAAAGGAGGAGGAGGAGGAGGAGGAGGUGGUGAAGAUGAGAAAAGAGGAGGUGAAGAUGAGAAAGGAGGGGGUGAAGAUGAGAAAGGAGGGGGUGAAGAUGAGAAAGGAGGAGGUGAAGAUGAGAAAGGAAAGACACGAGAGGAGGAGAAAGGAGGAGGAGAAGAUGAGAAAAAAAAAGAAGGAGAGGUAGAAGCAGCCGAGGAAGGCAAAGUAGAGGAGGAGGUUGUUGUUGUGAAGCAGAGGAAAUCUCGUCUGGAAUGCCGUGAGUGUGGGAAGUGUUUCACCCGUCGAGAGACAUACAACCUCCACCGUCACUUCCACAUGCACCAGGACGAACAAGCCUCCCUCACCUGCAAAGAGUGCGGCCUCACAUUCCAGCACCGGAGCAGCCUCAUCAAGCAUCGAAAUGAACACAAGGAGAAGGAGAAAGCUGAGUCCGUAGCACCCUCAGUACAAGCAUCUGUAUCGUUUUCAGACAGAAAAGCCCUUAUCAAGGCGAAGGACACACAAAAUGACCCACAGUGUGAAUAUUGUGGUAAGACAUUUGACACGCUGGCCAAGCUCCGCACGCACAAUUGUAAACUGGCCCCAGAGAAGCCGUACCGAUGUCCGUUAUGUCGCAAGGAGUUUCAGUACAGAGUUUCCAUCACUGCCCACAUGCAGACACACUCCCUGGAAAGCCCUUUCCGCUGUCUGGAGUGCAACAAGGGCUUUCAUUCUGCCAUGAUGCUGAGGAUUCAUCAGCGGUCUCACGCUGCUCUCAAGCCCUUUGCAUGUCCUGAGUGUGGGAUGGUCUUCAGACAUCGCUCUGUCAUGGAGGACCACCGGCGGAAGCACACGGACGAGCGCCCGUACCACUGCAACAUCUGUGGCAAGUUUUUCAAGUACGCCAGCCUCUUGCACCAACACCAGUACCUGCACACGGGCAAGAAGCCCUUCCGCUGCCGCGACUGCGGGAAAGUGUUUGCCUUUUCCCAGAACCUGCGUGCUCACCUCCGCCAGCACCAGAAGCAUCCACACAGCUGCCCUCACUGUCUGGACACCUUCUCCGACGAGGCCAAGUUGCAGGAGCACAUCGCCACCCACGAGCUGUCGCACGAGGCGUCUGUGGUGGACAAAGAGAAUGCUAACUACGCAGUGGAGCAACCACGGCUCUACAACUGCCCUCUGUGCUCACAGGUCUAUUACAGACCCGCUGACCUGAGGGUGCACAUGCUGGUCCAUGAGGCAGAGUAUGAGGGCAUGACUAACGGGGUAAAGCAAUCGGAGCCGACGUACGCCUGUGCUCAGUGCCCACUGUCGUUUUCAGACGAAGCAAGCCUGCAGUCCCAUGUCAUUACUCAUGAGGCUUCAUUCAUGAGGAGGGAUGUGCGGGGCGGGGGCCUCGGCAUGGGGAGGAGAGAGAGCAUGCCGGGGAGUGGUAUCUACGGUGACCAGAUAGACAAGAAACCUCUAAAAUGCCGAGACUGUGGCCGAGGUUUUCGCCACCGUUCUGUUCUGGAGUUGCACAUGCGCAUUCACAGUAAGGACAAACCAUACCGUUGCAAUGAGUGUGGCAAGUCUUUUAGGUUCGGCAGCUAUUUACAACAGCACCUCAUCAUCCACACAGGCAAGAAGCCAUACAAAUGCCCUGACUGUGGAAAAGACUUUGCAUUCCUCCAGAACAUGAGGACCCAUCAAAGACUCCACCAACAGAAGCCAUUCCGCUGCACGCAGUGCCGCAAAGGCUACAGUGAUGAGGACCAGCUGCAGCGACACAUGCUGUCCCACACAGGAGACAAACCCCAUAAGUGCCACCUCUGCAACAAAAGUUUUGGGCUGGCCUACCUGCUUCGAGAUCACAUGAACACUCACACGGGUGAGAGGCCACAUCGCUGCCAGGAGUGCAACAAGUCGUUUCAGUGGCUGAGCAGCUUGUUGGUGCACCAGAAGAUUCACACGCGCAAGCAUCAAGAGGGUAAGAGGGGCAGGAGAGGGGACAGUUUUAGAUCAGACUGGCAAAGAUGGGACAGAGCCCCUGGAACAAUGAUGCUCACCCAGCCAAGCACGUAUGCUGCCCCUGUGUCACAAGGCCAAGACUGGCAGGGAAGGAUGCCACCGCCACCGCAGCAGUCACAGAGCUUUGCACGUCAAUCUGACCCGCAGGAGCUGCCAAUGCAGCAGGAGCUGUGGCAGCCUGGCAUCGCAGUCACACAGCAAUCACAGAAGCGAGAACCACAAAGACAGCCAGAGCCGACAGUGAACACGGUCCAUGCCCCGCAGCAACAGCAGCAGCAUCAGCAAUGGCAAAUAGAGCGACAAACCCAGCCAGCCCAGGUGCAGAAUGUGACUUGGAUUUCUGUGAUGGCCCCACAGGCGAACCAAAUAGUGCAACAGCAAGCACAGCAAAAGUUACUGCAACAGCAACAACAAGCUCAGGCAGAAGCACUCUCACACUCCUUGCCACAGAGCCGUGCUGAGACGUGUGUGACUUCACAAGCAGGAAUUCUGUUUUCCAAACCCCACCCACGCCUAGAAGAUGGAACUCUUUCUUGGGGCACCAAAACAUCCCCAGUUGUUUCACACAUCCAAAGCCCAACAAAGGGCCCAACAGAGCAUGAGAGGAGUCCUCUUUCCAUCUUAUGGGGUAGCACUACUACCUCUGUGCAGCCACAGACCUCAACAGGCACUCUUCCUCAUGACACAGGGUCCAGUAUCGCCCCCACUAAGCCAAAUGAGCAAGAGCCACAGUUAUCACACGGGCCUAAAGUUUCAACAUCUACACCAACUACCCAGCCUGGGGUGUCCUCUCAAUCAUCGAAAGAUGACACUAAAUUAUGGAGUUAUAAAAUACCCAUUGGUAUAGCCCAAACUAUAUCAGACCAACCUGGCAAUGGUACAGAUAAACUACGACAACAAUCUCCAGGUUCAGCAAACCAGUCCAUGGCGACAAAUCAGACACAAAUAGACGCUUCUCACUUACCACCAGCAACAGAGAGUACCCUCUGGACAUUCCAAGCUACCUCAAUCAUUCCCAAGACCCUAAGUUCUCAAGACAGUAGUGCAGUAGAACAACUGCAGCAACAACAAUUGCAACCACAUCAACUAAUGCACUUGCAACAACAAAAGCUACAAUUGCAGCAGCAGCAGCAGCAACAAUUGCAACUGCAGCAGCAGCUGCAGAAACAACAACAGCAAUUACAACUGCAGCAACAGCAACAACAAUUACAGUUGCAACAACAACUACAGCUGCAGCAACAGCAGCAGCAGCAACAACAACAACAGUUACAGAUGCAGCAGCAGCAGCAACAACAACAACAACAACAACAACAACAACUACAGUUACAGCAACAACAAAUACAACUGCAGCAGCAAAAGCAACCUCCGUUAGCUUCAACCUGGGUGAAUCCCACCACAUCUUCACAAAUGAGCCCUAUAACCAUUCAGUAUGGAGCACCUCGUUUCCCACACGGGGACGCCCCUGCAGUGUGGGGGUUUCAGACGGCCCCAGGGGGGUCCCAGACAUUGUUAACAGGACCAAUACAGCAGGGGACAGUGCGAGGCCAGACCCAGUUGCCACUGAUGACGGGACCGCAGAUUAUCAUCAACCAGGCCCCACCGUUUCUCUCCCCCGCUCUACGACCACUACCUCCACUUGGCCUGCCAGCUCCACACCCCCUUCACUCCGUUGCAGUCAACCAGAUAUCGAGGCCGCCACCUCAGAACCUGUUUUUCAACCCACAGGGAAUAAUAGGCGAUAGGCCUCCUCGGCCCUUUGCUCAGAUAGCUCCUCGGACUGAGCUGCCUAACCUGACAGGCCGUUUGCCUUUCCCCACAGACCGCCGCCAGUGUGUGAUCUGUGGGUGUGCAUUCGCUCAAGAACUCGAGCUACAGAUGCAUUACAUGCAGCAUGCAAAAGGAGAAAUCUGAUGUGUACUACAGGAAAACAAGGCAAACGAGUUAUUUUUAAGCUGAUGUACCUCCGGCUUGAACACUGAUUCAUGUUCUUAUUGUUAAUUGUAUUAAAUUGAGCUUGAAAGGAUUGUGUAAUCAUGUAACUUGAUAUGUCAUGUUGGAAACAUUGGUUAUUACUGAUGAUGUGCUCUGAAAUGUUUUAUGUCAUUGAUUUAGCAUACAUGAAAAUGUAAGGACAUAUGUCAAGGUGAUGCACAAUUACAUUAAAGAAAUCCAGAUUUUAUACCUUU
Alosa sapidissima (American shad) is the source of this 4792-nucleotide messenger RNA. RefSeq lists its product as uncharacterized. Gene Ontology annotation, molecular function: DNA-binding transcription factor activity; RNA polymerase II cis-regulatory region sequence-specific DNA binding. Lineage: Eukaryota; Metazoa; Chordata; Actinopteri; Clupeiformes; Clupeidae. The transcript has 2 exons. Gene Ontology annotation, biological process: regulation of transcription by RNA polymerase II. The record is from RefSeq and is a predicted model, not a curated record. Bases 72 to 4517 code for a protein of 1481 amino acids.